AUUAGCCGCUGUCCUGCGCACACGCACACGCACACACACUUUACACACGCGCGCGCAAAACUGCCUGGCCACUUGGAAAUUUCCCUGCCAGAAGACGGAUGCUAUUUGGCCGCUAAAGCAGCGAAGUGUCCGCCAACGUGCGCCCGGUGAUGCAGCAGAGGAGCUGGUGAAGCUGCGAAGAUCAGCACACACACACACGCAAGGAGGCCCUUUCCCCUUUCAGCAAAAAGGUACAGUUCCAACCCGCUGCCGGCCAAGAUGGUUGUUCUGUCGCUGAAAAUCUGCGUUCGCCACUGCAACGUGGUGAAGACCAUGCAGUUCGAGCCGUCCACGGCUAUCUACGACGCCUGCAGGAUCAUCCGGGAGAGAGUUCCCGAGGCUCAGUCUGGACAGGCUUCAGAUUAUGGUCUGUUUCUGUCUGACGAAGACCCCAGAAAAGGAAUCUGGCUGGAGUCUGGCAGGACACUCGACUACUACAUGCUCCGCAAUGGGGACAUUCUUGAAUACAAGAAGAAGCAAAAGCCCCAGAAAAUCAAAAUGUUGGACGGGGCUGUUAAAACCAUCAUGGUGGAUGACUCCAAAACAGUUGGGGAGCUGCUUGUAACCAUAUGCAGUAGAAUAGGCAUUACCAACUACGAGGAGUACUCUUUGAUCCAGGAGUUUAUGGAGGAAAAGAAAGACGACAGCAUGGGCACGCUAAAGAAAGACCGAACGCUGCUGCGUGAAGAGAGGAAGAUGGAGAAGCUCAAAGCCAAACUGCACACAGACGACGACUUGAACUGGCUGGACCACAGCAGGACGUUUAGGGAGCAAGGCGUGGACGAGAACGAGACGCUUCUGCUGCGACGCAAGUUCUUCUACUCGGACCAAAAUGUGGACUCCCGGGACCCGGUCCAGCUCAACCUUCUUUACGUGCAGGCUCGAGACGACAUCCUAAAUGGUUCGCACCCUGUGUCGUUUGACAAGGCUGGCGAGUUCGGUGGCAUUCAGGCCCAGAUCCAGUUCGGACCUUUCAUGGAGCACAAACACAAGCCAGGAUUCUUAGACUUGAAGGAGUUUUUACCCAAAGAGUACAUAAAGCAAAGAGGAUCGGAGAAGAAAAUAUUCCAGGAGCACAGCAACUGCGGAGAAAUGACGGAGAUCGAAGCUAAAGUGAAAUAUGUCAAACUGGCGAGGUCUCUGAGGACUUACGGAGUGUCUUUCUUCCUGGUCAAGGAAAAGAUGAAGAGCAAAAACAAGCUAGUGCCGCGCCUCCUUGGCAUCACCAAAGAGUCUGUGAUGAGAGUGGAAGAGAAGACCAAAGACGUGGUGCAAGAGUGGCCACUCACCACCGUCAAGAGGUGGGCCGCCUCCCCUAAGAGCUUCACACUGGACUUUGGGGAGUACCAGGAGAGCUACUACUCUGUUCAGACCACAGAAGGAGAGCAGAUCUCUCAGCUUAUUGCAGGUUACAUCGACAUCAUCCUCAAAAAGAAACAAAGCAAGGAUCGUUUUGGAAUGGAAGGCGACGAGGAAGCAACCAUGCUUGAGGAAUCUGUGUCGCCUAAAAAGUCCACCAUCCUCCAGCAGCAGUUUAACCGCGUGGGACGGGCGGAGCACGGUUCGGUGGCGCUUCCCGGGGUGAUCCGCUCGGGCUCCAUCGGCACCGAGUCGCUCAGCGUGGGCAGCAUGCCGUCUCCUCAGCAGCAGAUCACAAUGGGUCAGAUGCACCAUGGACACAUGCCACCACUGAGCUCAGCCCAGCAAGCUCUGAUGGGGACCAUCAACACCAGCAUGCAGGCUGUGCAGAAGGCUCAGAUCGACCUUGGGGAGGUGGACAACCUGCCUCCACUAGGACAGGACAUGGCCUCCAAGGUGUGGAUCCAGAACAAGAUGGAUGAAUCCAAACAUGAGAUUCACUCUCAGGUUGACGCCAUCACUGCAGGAACUGCUUCUGUUGUCAACCUCACAGCCGGCGACCCGACCGACACAGACUACACUGCAGUGGGCUGCGCCAUCACCACCAUCUCGUCCAACCUGACAGAGAUGUCCAAGGGCGUCAAGCUGUUAGCUGCUUUCAUGGAGGACGAGGUGGGCGGCGGUAACGACCUCAUGAAGGCUGCCAGGACGCUAGCGGGAGCUGUGUCUGACCUGCUCAAGGCCGUGGAGCCUGCAUCUGGAGAGCCAAGACAGACGGUGCUGACAGCAGCCGGCAGCAUCGGCCAGGCCAGUGGAGACCUCCUUCGACAGAUUGGAGAGAACGAAACAGACGAAAGGUUCCAGGAUGUUCUGAUGAACCUUGCCAAAGCGGUGGCCAACGCUGCAGCCAUGUUGGUCCUGAAGGCCAAGAACGUGGCCCAGGUCGCGGAGGACACCGUCCUCCAGAACCGAGUCAUUGCCGCCGCCACCCAGUGCGCUCUAUCCACCUCCCAGCUGGUUGCGUGUGCCAAGGUGGUGAGUCCCACCAUCAGCUCCCCCGUUUGCCAGGAACAGCUCAUCGAAGCUGGGAAGCUGGUGGACCGCUCUGUGGAGAGCUGCGUCCAGGCCUGCCUGUCUGCUACGGAGGAUGGAGAGCUCCUCAAGCAGGUGAGCGCGGCAGCCUGCGUGGUGAGUCAGGCCCUGGAAGAUCUCCUGCAACAUGUCCGCCAGUACACUUCCAGGGGAGAGCCCAUCGGCCGCUACGACCAGGCCACUGACACCAUCAUGACGGUCACUGAGAGUAUCUUCUGCUCCAUGGGGGACGCCGGAGAGAUGGUCCGACAGGCCCGUGUGCUGGCUCAGGCCACGUCAGACCUUGUGAACGCCAUGAGGUCUGAUGCAGAAGCUGAAAUCGACGUCGACAACUCCAAGAAGUUGCUGGCAGCUGCGAAACUGUUGGCUGACGCCACUGCCAGGAUGGUGGAGGCAGCGAAGGGUGCAGCAGCCUAUCCCGAGAAUGAGGACCAGCAACAGCGACUGAGGGAGGCUGCGGAGGGUUUACGUGUGGCCACCAACGCCGCAGCUCAGAACGCCAUCAAGAAGAAACUGAUCAACCGACUGGAGAAUGCUGCCAAACAAGGUGCAGCGGCAGCCACCCAAACCAUCGCUGCUGCUCAGAAUGCUGCCGCCUCCAACAAGAACACUGCCGCCCACCAGCAGUUGGUGCAAAGCUGCAAGGCAGUGGCUGACCACAUCCCUCAGCUGGUCCAGGGCGUGCGGAGCAGUCAGGCCAAACCGGACGACCUGAGUGCACAACUUGCCCUCAUUAUUGCCAGUCAGAACUUCCUACAGCCUGGUAGUAAGAUGGUGACUUCGACCAAGUCAUCGGUUCCCACGGUGACAGAUCAGGCUGCCGCAAUGCAACUGGGUCAGUGUGCCAAGAACCUGGCCACCUGUCUGGCUGAGCUGAGGACAGUUGCACAGAAGGCUCAUGAAGCUUGCGGCCCCAUGGAAAUCGACUCUGCCCUCACCGCCAUCCAGACGCUGAAAAAUGAGCUGCAAGACGCCAGGCUGGCUGCCGGUAACUUGCAGCUGAAGCCUCUCCCGGGAGAAUCGUUGGAGAAGUGUGCUCAGGAACUGGGCAGCACAUCCAAGUCAGUCGGCUCCUCGAUGGCUCAGCUGCUCACCUGCGCUGCACAAGGCAAUGAACACUACACAGGCAUAGCAGCCAGGGAGACGGCCCAGGCCUUGAAGACGUUGGCCCAGGCGGCCCGCGGAGUCGGCGCAUCCAUAGCUGACCCCAAAGGUGCCGCCGCCAUGCUGGACUCGGCCCGCGAUGUUAUGGAGGGCUCGGCGCUUCUCAUUCAGGAAGCCAAGCAGGCGCUGAUCUCACCCGGAGAUGCCGAGAGUCAACAGAGGUUGGCACAGGUGGCUAAGGCCGUGUCUCAUUCCUUGAACAACUGCGUCAACUGCCUGCCCGGCCAGAAGGACGUGGACAUGGCUCUCAAGAGCAUCGGCGAGGCCAGCAAGAAGCUCCUGAUUGACAGCAUCCCACCCGCCUCCAAGACGUUUCAGGAGGCGCAGAGCGAGCUCAAUCAAACGGCGGCCGACUUGAACCAAUCUGCCGGCGAGGUGGUCCACGCCUCUCGAGGCUCCAGCAGCCAGCUGGCUGUGGCAUCUGGGAAAUUCAGCGAAGAUUUUGACGAGUUCCUGGACGCUGGUAUCGAGAUGGCUGGGCACACUCAGAAGAAGGACGACCAGGUGCAGGUGAUCAGCAACCUGAAGAACAUCUCCAUGGCCUCCAGCAAGCUGCUGCUAGCCGCUAAAAGUCUGUCAGUGGAUCCGGCAGCCGCUAACGCAAAGAACCUGCUCGCAGCUGCGGCAAGAUCUGUGACCGACAGUAUUAACCAGCUGAUCACGCUCUGCACUCAGCAGGCGCCUGGCCAGAAGGAGUGUGAUAACGCCCUCCGAGAGCUCGAGGCGGUCCGAGGAAUGCUGGACAACCCCAAUGAACCCGUUAAUGACCUUUCCUACUUCGACUGCAUCGAGAGUGUCAUGGAAAAUUCCAAGGUCUUGGGAGAGUCCAUGGCGGGGAUUUCCCAGAACUGCAAGACGGGAGACGUUACUUCAUUUGGAGACUGCGUAGGAUCGGCGUCCAAGGCGCUUUGUGGGCUCACAGAGGCUGCAGGACAGGCCUCCUACCUGGUGGGCGUGUCGGAUCCCAACAGUCAGGCAGGUCACCAGGGUUUAGUGGACCCCAUCCAGUUUGCUAAAGCCAACCAAGCUAUCCAAAUGGCCUGUCAGAAUCUAGUCGACCCACAGAGUAGCCCCUCUCAGGUCCUUUCAGCGGCCACCAUCGUUGCAAAGCACACGUCGUCGCUGUGUAACGCCUGCCGCCUGGCUUCCUCGAAGACCACCAACCCUGUUGCCAAGCGACACUUUGUCCAGUCUGCUAAGGAGGUGGCCAACAGCACCGCCAACCUGGUCAAAACCAUUAAGGCUCUGGAUGGAGACUUCUCGAAUGAAAACAGGAACAGGUGUCGAGUGGCCACAGCUCCACUCAUCGAAGCGGUGGAAAACCUGACAACAUUCGCAUCCAACCCGGAGUUUGCCAGCCUCCCCGCUCAAAUCAGCCACGAGGGCUCUGCAGCUCAGGAGCCGAUCCUCCAGUCGGCUUACUCCAUGCUCGACAGCUCCACCUACCUGCUCAAGACAGCACGCUCACUGGUUAUCAACCCUAAAGACCCACCCACCUGGUCUGUGUUGGCUGGUCACUCCCGCACUGUCUCCGACUCCAUCAAGAGUCUCAUCACUGCCAUACGUGACAAGGCCCCAGGCCAGCGGGAGUGCGACUCGUCCAUUGAUAAUGUCAACAAAUGUAUCCGGCACAUUGAGCAGGCCUCUUUGGCUGCGGUCAGCCAGAACUUACCCAGCAGGGACGACAUCUCACUGGAGGCCCUGCAAGAACAGCUGACAUCCUCCGUGCAGGAAAUUGGUUACUUAGUCGACCCUGUUUCCACCGCUGCCAGGGGCGAAGCUUCCCAACUAGGACACAAGGUCACCCAGCUGGCCCGCUACUUUGAACCGCUAAUCAGGGCCGCGGUGGGCGUGGCGUCCAAGCUGAAGGACCACCAGCAACAGAUGACCUUCCUGGAUCAGACUAAGACCUUGGCCGAGUCCGCCCUGCAGAUGCUGUAUGCUGCCAAGGAGGGAGGAGGAAACCCAAAGGCGUCCCACACGCACGAUGCCAUCGCCGAGGCAUCCCAGCUCAUGAAGGAGGCGGUGGAUGACAUCAUGGUGACGCUGAACGAGGCCGCCAGUGAAGUAGGCAUUGUGGGAGGGAUGGUGGACGCUAUCGCCGAGGCCAUGGCCAAGCUGGAUGAGGGAACGCCACCUGAACCUGAGGGCUCCUUCGUGGACUACCAGACCAGUAUGGUGAAACACUCCAAAGCUAUUGCAGUCACCGCCCAGGAAAUGGUGACCAAAUCGGUGACAUGUCCAGACGAGCUGGGGAGUCUGGCCUCUCAGGUGACCGCAGACUUCAGCCAGCUGGCGGUGCAGGGGCGCAUGGCCGCCCACACGGCCGAGCCAGAAGAGAUUGGUUUCCAGAUUAAGACCAGAGUGCAGGAGCUGGGCCACGGAUGCAUCUUCUUGGUCCAGAAGGCCGGAGCGCUGCAGAUUACUCCUUCUGACAGCUUUACCAAAAGAGAACUUAUCGACUGCGCCCGUGCCGUCACAGAGAAGGUGUCUCUGGUGCUGUCGGCGCUGCAGGCUGGCAACAAGGGCACACAGGCCUGCAUCACGGCAGCCAGCGCCGUGUCGGGCAUCAUCGCAGAUCUGGACACCACCAUCAUGUUCGCCUCCGCCGGCACUCUUAACGCGGAGGACGACGAGUCCUUCGCUGACCACAGAGAGAACAUUUUAAAGACGGCCAAAGCUUUGGUGGAGGACACGAAGAUGUUGGUGUCUGGUGCCGCCUGCGGCCAGGACAGAUUGGCUCAAGCGGCCCAGUCUUCUGCCAAAACCAUCACCCACCUCACUGAUGUGGUCAAACUGGGAGCCGCCAGCAUCGGCUCAGACGAUCCAGAGACUCAGGUGGUUCUGAUAAAUGCCGUCAAAGACGUCGCCAAGGCGCUGGCGGAGCUCAUCAGCGCCACCAAGUGUGCCGCCGGCAAAGCGGCAGACGACCCGUCCAUGUACCAGCUGAAGAGCGCCGCCAAGGUGAUGGUGACCAACGUGACGUCCCUGCUAAAGACAGUCAAGGCUGUGGAGGACGAGGCCACACGAGGCACCAGAGCACUGGAGGCCACCAUUGAGUGCAUCAAACAGGAAAUGGCGUUAUUCCACUCCAGGGACCCCCCUAUCAAAACAACUACACCUGAAGAAUUCAUCCGCAUAACCAAAGGCAUCACCAUGGCGACGGCUAAAGCAGUGGCUGCUGGGAACUCUGCCCGACAGGAGGACAUCAUCCACACGGCCAACCUGAGUCGCAAGGCCAUUUCGGACAUGCUCGCCAGCUGCAAGCAAGCGGCUUACCACCCUGAUGUCAACGAGGAGGUGAAGAACAGGGCCCUGAGGUUUGGAUCAGAGUGCACUGUUGGGUACAUUGAUCUGCUGGAACAAGUACUUCUGGUGUUGCAGCGGCCCACACCUGAGCAAAAGCAGCAGCUGGCAGCGUGUUCGAAACGAGUGGCCGGAGCCGUCACCGAACUCAUCCAGUCUGCGGAGGCCAUGAAAGGUUCUGAGUGGGUGGACCCAGAGGACCCCACUGUGAUCGCAGAGACGGAGCUGUUAGGGGCGGCGGCGUCCAUCGAGGCGGCUGCUAAGAAGCUGGAGCAGCUCAAACCUCGAGCCAAGCCUAAGCUGGCGGAUGAGACGUUAAACUUUGAGGAGCAGAUCCUGGAGGCGGCCAAGUCCAUCGCUGCCGCCACCAGCGCCUUGGUCAAAUCCGCCUCUGCCGCCCAGAGAGAGCUGGUGGCUCAGGGCAAAGUGGGCUCCAUCCCAGCCAACGCCGUAGACGACGGCCAGUGGUCCCAAGGUCUCAUCUCGGCUGCACGUAUGGUGGCGGCGGCCACAAGCAACCUGUGCGAGGCUGCCAACGCGUCCGUGCAAGGCCACGCCAGCGAGGAAAAACUGAUUUCUUCAGCCAAGCAGGUGGCCGCCUCCACUGCACAGCUGCUGGUGGCCUGCAAGGUGAAGGCUGACCAAGACUCUGAGGCCAUGAGGAGACUGCAGAUUGCUGGCAACGCUGUGAAGAAGGCGUCCGACAACUUGGUGAGAGCGGCUCAAAAGGCGGCGUUUGACAAGGCAGAUGAAGACAACGUGGUGGUCAAGACCAAGUUUGUCGGAGGCAUUGCACAGAUCAUUGCGGCCCAGGAGGAGAUGCUGAGGAAGGAGAGAGAGCUGGAAGAAGCCCGGAAGAAGCUGGCUCAGAUCCGACAGCAGCAGUACAAAUUCCUGCCCAGCGAGCUGCGCGAGGACAACAACUAAAGAAACCUUUUGCUCUAAAAUCGACGUCUUUAUGUCUCAGCUGCUGCGUGUUACCGACUGAUUGCAAGCAACCGGUCUCACGCGGCGAGGACGUCCUAAACGGUGACAACAUGAAGACGUGUCCUGGCGUGCAACAACCAAGCUACUUCAAGCCCAAUGUGACUCGCUCGGGAGCGAACGUGUGCAAUGUCUCCUGUCUUCUCUCAGCUUGACACCUGCAACAGACGACGCCGCCACACACAAAGGGAAGGUCUGACAUGCUUGUCAAUGUCAACCAAGGGCAUCUCGUAGAUCUGCAUGUCUUUGGCCUUGAAUUGAGCCUUUCUGAUAUUUAUUAUUAUUUUGAGGAUAUUUUUAGCCGGCGUGUGAUCGUCAGAGAAGGGGGAAAAAAAACACAUCUUACUGCCUCUUUUCUGCCAGCCUUCACAUUAGGGGUGGAAAGUGAUGCAAUAACAAGGAUAGUGCUGUAGGGGGCAGUGUUGGUGUCCUAUUGAAAUAAUAAACUAUCAUUUCAGUUGCUACCAGGAAAUCAUUUUUACUAAUCUGUCGAAUUGGCUGCAAAUUAAGAACUAAUACCUCAAAUCAUCUUUUAUUUUUUCACCCCCAAAUGAAUUCAAUCUUUAUUUUGGACUUAAAGGGUGCGGCUUUAUGAAUACACUACCUGCAAUAGCAACGCCGUUUGUUUACCAAAUGUGAUUGUUGUGUAUCUGCCUUACUAUUUACAGCCUGUUGUGUGUAUACUGUACAUGUAGUGUUACUGUACAUGUAGUGUUACUGUACACGCAGUGUUACUGUACAUGCAGUGCGUGUGCUGUAAGGUUAGUGCAUGGCUAUAGAUUCAUCUUGCCUUAGAAUACACGUGUGUGUGUGUGUGUGUGUGUGUGUGUGUGUGUGUGUGUGUGUGUGUGUGUGUGUGUGUGUGUGUGUGUGUGUGUGUGUGUGUGUGUGUGUGUGUGUGUGUGUGUGUGUGUGUGUGUGUGUGUGUGUGUGUGUGUUUUCAUCCGUCUGAUUUGUAGUAUUAUUAGUGCCUUAGUGCAGUGGUUCUCAAACUUUUUUCACCAAGUACCACCAUAGUAGUAGGCCUAAGUAAUCAUUAAAAGCAAGGCAGAGGUUUUAUUUAAGUAUAUUGAAAUGUAACAAGAAAAUGUUGCAUUGUUGACUCUAAUAACAUAAGUUGCCAUGCAGGCUGUUUCUUUCUUUAAAAAAUAAUAAUGAAUCAAAAUCAAUGUCAUUAUGAAUAAUUGACCUAUUCAAGGCUCCAAUUAUGUCACAUUAAAUAUUCCAAUUUGAGAUAUUUUUGGGAAAAAUGUUGCAUAUUUUGUGUUUGCCAUAUAAAAAAACUAAGCUGUUUUUUUUUUGUUUUUUUAAAGAAGGGCCUAAAACGAACAAACAAAAAACAUAAACAACAAUAAAACUUAUAAUUGACGGAUAGAUCUGAAGUCGAUCUCGAGAUUAUUGUGUUAAAAGUAAAAAAAAAAUUAUACAUUAUUUUUUAACACUUUAAUGAGUAGGACCCGUUUGGAUCCCCAACCAUUUUAGUGGGACUAUUUUUUUUUAGUGUCAUUGCUCAAAAAAUAAUAAUUAGUUAAAAUCAAUGUUGUUAGGAGUUAUUGACCUUUUUAAGGCUCCAAUUAUUAUAUAAUCUCAAAUAUUCCACUUAAAAAUCUUUAUUGGGUGAAAAUAUUGUAUAUUUUGUGUUUUUCCCACAAAAAACAGGAUUUUCUUUGACAAAAAGGGCACACAACUUAAAUCUUUAACAACGUUAUAUUGACAGAUAGACCUAAUGUUGAUCUAGAGAUUUAAACCUUGAGUAAAAAUAAUACUAAAUAAUAACACAUUUUUUACAUAUUUUUUUACCAAUACCCUUUGAGGUAUCCGGGAUGAAGCCUGAGUGGAGGCCUAAAUGUGUAUUUUUUAUACAUAUAUUGUAUUGGUUUUUGAAAUAAAAAAUUUCAAAAUGGCCCCCGCUUUGCUUUGUGUGUGGCCCUCAGUGGAAAAAGUUUGGACACCCCUGGUCUACAUUGUGUGUGUGUGUGUGUGUGUGUGUGUUUGUGUGUGACAUCUCACACAGGUCAGUAGAAGGUUGGCUCCUUUGUUGUUGGUGUUAUCAAGUGCUUCUGUCACUGCAACCUCAUGUUCCGUCUUUCUCAUGUAAGGGAUGAGAGUACUGGUUCAUGACACUUUCUCUCAGUUGCUCAUUGCUACGGUGCGUCUUGUUCAUUCUGACGUCCGUUUCUCAUUCUGACACCCUUUCGAAGAAAGAUAGGAUUGUUUCACUGCGUUUUCCUGGUUUCUCAUUCAUUCUGGAACAUUUCAGAUGAUCAUACUGGUUCACUGCAUUCUCAUGAAGUAGGGCUCUCAUUCUAGCACGCGCCCGUUUUUGAAGAGUGUCCAUUGCAUCUUCAUCAUUUUAGUAGUAGCUUUUUCUUGAGAAUGAUACGCCAUGUUUGCUGCGUUCUCAUCAGGUAGUUGUGCACUGCGUUCUCAUAGUCGGGCUCUCGUUCCAGCACGUACUGUAUAUGAGAGCCUUUUGGAGAAUGGUACUACGUGUUCACUGUAUUCUCAUCUGGUUAGUAGUUGUCGACUGCAUUGUGAUCUUGUUAGUAUUUCACUGCCUUUCCAUGAGGUUUAUCAUUCAUUUUGACCCUUUGAAGGCCUUUUUCAUGAAUGAUUCUACUCGUAUUUUCAUCAGGUAAGAUGAGCAUGAGAGUACUGGUUCACUGUGUUUUCCCAAUGUUUCUCAUUCUGACACAAAUGAGGUACUUUGGGUAAAUGAUAAUAGACGUUCACUGCGUUUUCAUGAUGUUUCUCAUUCUUUGUGACACAUUGAAGGUGGUUUCGUGGCAUGAGAAUACUGGUUCACGUCUUCAUGAUGGCCUUUAGGUAAAUGACAGUAGAUUUUCACUACAGUUUCCUGAUGUUUCUCAUACAGUCUAACAUAUAUAAGGCCUUUAUGGGACAUGAGAAACCUGGUUUACUGCCUUUUAAUGAAUGUUCUCAAUAUUCCACACACUUUUAUAGUCGUUUUGUGGCACGAGAAUACCGGUUCAACACAUUUCAUGAAGUUUCUCAGUCUGACAUUUAAGGUCACUUUGUUUUUUUAAGAUCUUUCUCAUUCUGACACUUUGGGUAAAUGAUAGCCAACUAAGCACAUUUUCAUGAUAUUUCUCAUUCAUUCUUACAUAUUUAAGUUCUUUAAGCGGCAUGAGGAUACCAUUUCAAUAUAUUUUUAUGAUGUUUUCUCAUUCACUCUUACAUAUUUAGGGUCAUUUUGUGGCAUGAGUAUUGGUUUACUGUAUUUUCCUGAUGUUUGUCCCAUUAGGAAAAUGAUAUUUUCAUGAUGUUUAAAUUCAUUCUAACAUAUUUAAGGCCUUUAUGGGGCAUGAGAAAACUGCUUCACUGCAUUUUCAUGAAUUUUCUAAUUUCACACACAUUUGAGGUCGUUUCGUGGCAUGAGAACACUGGUUCACUACAUGUUUUAUUUUUUCUCUCUCAUUCGGACACACAUGAGCCAGGUCCUUUUGGGUAAAUAAAUAAAAUACAAGACAUUUUCAUGUGGUUUUCUCAUUCAUUUUGAAAAACAAAGGCCUUUCAUGAGGAUACUGAUAUAAUGCAUUUUCAUGAUGUUUCUCAUUCAUUCUGACACACAUGAGGAUUUAUGUGAAAAGAAAACAGAAAAACAGAAUUUGACUAUUUUCAUGUUUCUUCAUUCAUUCUGACCUAUUUAGGCCUUUACGGGACAUGAGAAUAUAUGGUUCUACACUUUAAUGAUGUUUCUUAUUCGUUCUGACACAUUUAGGUCCCUUUGUGACCUGAGAAUACUUGUUAACUACAUUUUCAUUAAGUGUUUCUCAUUCAUUCUAAAAUACAGGAUUAAGGCCUUGAUGGGACAUGAGAAUAAUGGUUGUCUACAUUUUCAUGAUGUUUCUCAUUCAUUCUGACAUAUUAAGGCCUUGACGGGACAUGACAAUACUGGUUGACUACAUUUUAAAGUUUCUCAUUCAUACUGACUUCAUUUUGUGACAUGAGAAUACUGGUUGACUACAUUUUCAUGAUGUUUCUCAUUUUGACUUCAUUUUUUGACAUGAGAAUACUGGUUGACUACAUUGUCAUGAUGUUUCUCAUUCAUUUUGACUUCAAUUUUUGACAUGAGAAUACUAGUUGACUACAUUAUCAUGAUGUUUCUCAUUCAUUUUUACUCUACUUUGUGACAUGAGAAUACUGGUUGACUACAUUUUCAUGUUUGUAAUUCAUUUUGUCACAUGGGAAUACUGGUUAUUACAUUUUUAUGAUAUUUCUCAUUCAUUUUGACUUCAUUUUGUGACAUGAGAAUACUGGUUGACUACAUUUUCAUGAUGUUUCUCAUUCAUACUGACUUCAUUUUGUGACAUGAGAAUACUGGUUGACUACAUGUUUAUGUUUUUCAUUCAUUUUGUUACACGAGAAUACUGGUUAACUAAAUUUUCAUGAUGUUUCUCAUUCAUGCACACACAUUUAAGGUCAUUUUGUGAUGUGAGAAUACUGGUUCAGUACUUUUUUUUUUUUUAAAUGAUUUUUCUCAUUCAUACGGACUUCAUUUUAUAACAUGAGAUUAAGAUUAAAGGUUAAAGUACCAAUGAUUGUCACACACACACUACAUGUGGUGAAAUUUGUCCUCUGCAUUUGUCCCAUCCCCUUGGGGAGCAGUGGGCAGCAGCGGCGCCGCGCCCGGGAAUCAUUUUGGUGAUUUAACCCCCAACUCCAACCCUUUGUUGCUGAGUGCCAAGCAGGGAGGUUAUGGGUCCCAUUUUUAUAGUCUUUGGUAUGACUCGGCUGGGAUUUGAACUCCAACCUACCGAUCUCAGGGCGGACACUCUAGAGAACACUGUUGACCACAUUUUAGUGAUGUUUCUCAUUUUGUGACAUGAGAAUACUGGUUCACUACAUUUUAAUGACAUUUGUCAAUCAUUUUGACACGUUUAAGGUCAUUUUGUGACAUGAGAAUACUGAUUCACUGCAUUCUCAUGAUUUCUCUCAAUAAUUCACACAUUUAGGGUCGUUUUUUUUGGCAUGAGAAUACUGGCUCACUAUACAUUUUCAUGUUGUUUGUCUCAUUCUUACACACAUGAGGUACUUUGGGUAAAUGAUAAUUGACUUUUACUACAUUUUCAUGAUGUUCCCAUUCAUUUUGACACAUUUAAGGCUUUGGCGGGACAUGAGAAUAAUGGCGCACAACAUUUUCAUGAUGUUUCUCAUUCAGUCUGAUGUCAAGGCCUUGGCGGGACAUGAGAAUACAAGUUCACUGCGUUUUCAUGAUGUUUCUUAUUAAUUUUAUGGCAUGGGAACUCUUAACUUAUUGUCACAUGCAUCAUUCAGUCUGACACAUUUUAGCUCAUUUUAUAGCAUGAGAAAAACUGAUUCACUGCAUUUUCAUGAUCAUUCUCAUUCCUUCUGCCACAUUUAGGUCACCUGGGUGACGACAGUAGUCUGAUGUGUAAAAACCACAAAUAUUGAAAUAUUAGUGUCCAUGUUUUCUUUUCAAUGCGCUGACCUGGCCGAUAUUUAUUUCCUGCCUCUGCGUCCUCUCAUCCCUUUUAAGAAGCUACAAACGUGAAUGUGACAUUUGACCUUUGCGUCCGCAUCAUGAGACAUUUUAAGGACUAAUGAGCACACUUACUUAGCAGGUAGACCAUGAAGAUAGUUAUCUGCCAUGAUGAACUAUAUUUUGUAUUUACUUGAAAUAAAGCAUUUCAUUGUG
Molecule: messenger RNA, 13624 nt
Organism: Entelurus aequoreus (snake pipefish)
Lineage: Eukaryota; Metazoa; Chordata; Actinopteri; Syngnathiformes; Syngnathidae
Gene: tln2a
Product: talin 2a
Exons: 58
Coding region: 259-7887 (2542 amino acids)
Biological process (GO): cell-cell adhesion
Cellular component (GO): cytoskeleton; focal adhesion; plasma membrane
Molecular function (GO): structural constituent of cytoskeleton; actin filament binding; integrin binding
Source: RefSeq, a predicted model, not a curated record